AUGCUAGCUGCCAGGUCCACAGGGCUGGCAGAUUACGGGCCUCCUAUAGCUGCUGCCAGCCCCUAAUCUGCCAUGUGGCCCUAUACCGCCUCCUCAUGCUGCUGCCAAGUCCAGAGUCUCUCAUGGGUCCCUGUACGGCCUCCCAUUGCUGCGUCUCCAUCGCCACACUCUGCCAUCAGUGCCACUUUCAGGUCUCCUCACACUGCUGGUGUGUUCACAUUUUUUGUCAUAGGGUGCUGCAGAUUACGGGCCUCCCAUAGCUGCUGCCAGGCCCCUAAUCUGCCAUGGGCCCCUAUACCGCCUCCUCCUCAUGCUGCU
This is a messenger RNA of Staurois parvus, 318 nucleotides long. The record is from the annotation of a GenBank genome assembly. NCBI's taxonomy places the organism in Eukaryota, Metazoa, Chordata, Amphibia, Anura, Ranidae.